Molecule: messenger RNA, 1691 nt
Organism: Mercurialis annua (annual mercury)
Lineage: Eukaryota; Viridiplantae; Streptophyta; Magnoliopsida; Malpighiales; Euphorbiaceae
Product: F-box/LRR-repeat protein At5g63520-like
Exons: 9
Coding region: 4-1647 (547 amino acids)
Biological process (GO): positive regulation of proteasomal ubiquitin-dependent protein catabolic process; protein polyubiquitination
Molecular function (GO): protein binding
Source: RefSeq, a predicted model, not a curated record
GAAAUGGCAAAGAACUCGUCGAACUCGACGAAGAAGACGGUAAUGAUGAGAAGUAGUUGCGGGUUUACUUCGGUCAGUGAGGAUGUUAUAGAGAACAUUCUGACAAGGCUGAACGCUUUGUCGUUUGCUUCAGCUUCUUGCGUUAGCAAAUCGUGGAACAAUGUUUGUGUUCGGAUCCUGUCAAAACCGAAGCUUGCCACUGCUCUUUCUCUUAACCCUUCUCUCGAAGAAGCUAUGAAAGAGGUUCUUGACAAGGUUCUUCUAGAGCCUAUUGUUCCUCACUUUGUUAUUGCCUGCAUUGGCAAGGAAUUCAUCUUGGAAGUGACUCACCAACUGCUCACAACGAGAUUCGGUACAAGAGUUCCCAUAAUUACCAAUGCUGCCAGUGGGAUCAUUGGUCUUGAUGCUGCUACUGAUAAACUGAAAGAAAUACGGUGGGGAAAAAGCGACGAAGACGACGAGGACAGCGAAGAUGACGACGAUGAUGACGAUGAAGGUGUAAUUAAUCGAGGGAUUGUUCUGGUUGUUGGAUUUGUUCCGGGUCUCAAAGUUGAAGCCAUUCCACUUUUGCGUUCCAAGGAGAUUCAUCGAACAGCUUUCGUGGACAAGUUCGUGACCGACAUAAAAGACUAUACUUCUUCUGUUUCAGACACUACCUCACCUUCUGGGAUCAUUUUGUUUGGAGAUCGAAACAUGGACAUUAAACCUAUUCUUGCAAGAAUUGAUUGGGAACUAGAAAAGGAAACAGUAAUCGUCGGAGAUGCGAAAGGGUGCUUCUUAAGCACAAGUGUUGAUAAUUCUCACAAUAACAACAAAGAUGACUACUUUACUGGUGCUGUUGCUCUUGUUUUUGCCAAGGACAAACACAAAUCUCAUGGAAUUGGAGAAAUUGAAUUUCAUUUGACCCUGUCAACGGGUAUGAUGCCAUUUGGUCCUCAGCUUCAGGCAAUCUGCGUAAUCGCGAAAGACGCAGAUUACUCAUGGCUCACCGCUCGAAUGGACGGAGAUUAUGAAAUCCUUGACGGCCAAGUUCUCUUAUCAGAUAUAAAUGAACAGUUCAGAGACCAAGAAUUUCCUGAAAUUUAUAUCGGAGUUGUACAACAAAGAGAAUACCAAAUCAGCCCAGAAAGCACAAUAUCAAAAGCAUCCAUGGAAUUUUAUGAAGUUGUCGGAGGAAAUAGACAAUUCUUCGUCAUUAACGGAGUCGGCAUCAGACCAGGAGACUACUUCCUGUUUUACCAUUCAGAUUCUGAUACUGCAUCAUCUUCCUGCGGUGAUGCAUUUAGAGAUCUAAAAAUUCUGAGACCGGAAUUGAAAAGCAAAACCUGUAGUAAUAAAGGUUCAUGUAGCAGUAGUAGUAGAAGUGCAGAACGAGAAGUAUUCGGAGGGUUAAUGUUUUCGUGCCAUUCCAGAGGAGAAGUAUUCUAUCCGAAGGAGGAUAGCUCUCCGAUUCAUGGAAAUUUUCCCGGAGUUCCGUUAGCUGGAGUGUACUGCGUCGGAGAAAUUGGAAGAGGAGGUUUUUCACCGUCAAUUACUCAAGAAGAUGAUGAAGAUAAGUCGGCUAGUUGCUCUCUGCAUUACCAUAGCUCGAUUUACUUGGUUUUAUCGUAUGUUCCGCCGUCAACUUCUUCAGAGUCGGACCGUUAAACUUUUGUUUCAGACUAUGAAAGCCAUUAUACAUGAGCACAGCU